This is a messenger RNA of Microthlaspi erraticum, 906 nucleotides long. Lineage: Eukaryota; Viridiplantae; Streptophyta; Magnoliopsida; Brassicales; Brassicaceae. The record is from the annotation of a GenBank genome assembly.
AUGGAAGGCUACUCCGUCUCUCACGUUUUUCACGGUUUGAUGUGCUUUUCAAAAGGGCCAAGUUCGAAAAUAUAUAACACUACCACUAGGCAACUUGUUGUCUUACCCGACGUAGAAGAAUCCAACAUGUUCAUGGCUGAAAAUGACAACUUUAAGCAGAUCAUGUUCAUGUACCAAAUCGGAUACGAUCCUGUUCAGGAUCAGUACAAAGUGGUUUGCAGAGUUGCAAGAAGAACCUUUGACGAAUUUGGAAGAGAGUUACCUACGUUCCUGCCAGAGCAUUGGGUCUUGCUACUAGGAGGAGAUGGAUCAAGUCGAUGGAGAAAGAUUCCAAGCAUAUGUCCACCACAUAUUAUUAUUAUAAAACUGUGGACUAUCAAUGGGGGUAUGCAUUACCUAGCUUGGGUUCGUUAUCCUGAUCUUGUGCUUGUGAGUUUCGACAUUAGUACUGAAGAAAUCAGUAUGCUCCAACUACCUGAAGAUAUCCAAUUCUCUUGGAAGACCAAUAUAAUAGAAUACGGUGGGAAAGUAGCUAUUUUAGGCUACACUCAUCUUAAAACAAAAGGCAUGAUGAAACUAUGGGUCAUGGAAGAUGCAGAUAAGAAUAGGUGGAGUAAGACUCUGGUGUUGCAUUCUUCUCAAAUACCUAUAGUCGACAAGACUAAUCUGUUGUUACAUAGUACAACUAGAAACGGCGAGGUUAUGUUCUUGAUAACUCAAUCUAGCUCUCCUACUCGAAGGAAGGUCUUGGAACCUCAAAAUAAAGCUCUUUUCUACAUUUUCCUUUACGAUCUACAGAAGAAUCAUAUGAGAAAAGUUGAAGUUAAAGAAACACCCAACGGCUAUCUUACCAAGUUUUGUGACGUUGCUGGAUUGGAUGAUGUUGAGAACUUGAUAUAUCUCUAA